This is a messenger RNA of Gossypium raimondii (Peruvian cotton), 1063 nucleotides long. RefSeq names its product dehydration-responsive element-binding protein 1D. Lineage: Eukaryota; Viridiplantae; Streptophyta; Magnoliopsida; Malvales; Malvaceae. The coding region runs from base 205 to 855 and encodes 216 amino acids. Gene Ontology annotation, molecular function: DNA-binding transcription factor activity; DNA binding. The transcript has a single exon. Gene Ontology annotation, biological process: regulation of DNA-templated transcription. The record is from RefSeq and is a predicted model, not a curated record.
ACAGUUGCUUGAAGCAGAAAAAGAAAGCUCAUUUAGUUAAUACUUUUCCUUGCAUUUCCAAAUUCGGAAGUUCAUAAAGCAAGUGAUUUCCUAAAAUACUUGAUACUAAGAGCGAAUAUCCUUUUCUUGAAAUAUACUCUUUUCAAGUCAAAAGCUUUGUUUAACUGAAACUUAAACUGAUUUACUGUUUGGGUUUUUUUUAAAAUGGAUUUUUUAGUUCAAGAUUAUGAUAUGGUUGAUUCUGGGUCGGUUUCUGAAAGUGGAACUGAUCGUCCGGUGAAUUUUUCCGAUGACUAUGUGAUGUUAGCUUCGAGUUAUCCAAAGAGGCGAGCUGGGAGGAAGAAGUUCCGGGAGACUCGACACCCGGUGUACCGUGGAGUUCGCCGGAGGAAUCCCGGGAAGUGGGUUUCUGAAGUGAGGGAGCCUAAUAAGAAGUCGAGGAUUUGGCUUGGAACUUUCCCGACGGCGGAUAUGGCGGCGCGUGCUCACGACGUGGCAGCUAUAGCACUGAGAGGGAAGUCAGCUUGUUUGAACUUCGCUGACUCAGCUUGGAAUCUUCCGGUCCCGGCUUCUUCCGACCGAAAGGAUAUCCAAAAGACGGUGGCGGAGGUGGCGGAGACUUUCAGAACGGCUGAGCAUUCGAGCGGGAAUUCUAGAAACGAUGCAAAGAGAAGUGAAAACACGGAGAUGGAGAAAGGGUUUUACUUGGACGAAGAAGCGUUGUUUGGGACACAAAGAUUUUGGGCAAAUAUGGCUGCCGGUAUGAUGAUGUCACCUCCUCGUUCCGGUCAUGACGGAGGAUGGGAAGAACAUGAAGUCGAUGAUUAUGUACCUUUAUGGAGUUAUUCUAUUUAAAAGUAAAUUUUUUCAGACAUUUUCAAGCAUUCAUUGGAAUUUUUAGUUCACAGAAAUCGCCACCGGCAAUUGCCCUUUAUGUUUUGUACGUACAACGAUUUUUUUGGAUUGUACGGGUAGUGCUGUAAGUAAAAAGAUUAAUGUGUAUAUAUACGUCAUAGCUUCUCCAAACAAUAAAUUUAUAGCUUCAUAUCUAUUUUACCAUUGA